GCGCAGAGGAGAGUAACUGCCGGUUGGUGGCUGCUGCUCCGCAGUGGGGAGCGCGACGGGUAGGGACUGGGAGCUGGUGUCGGCCGCCGAGACCGCUGCAGCGACAGGCCCGCGGGGAGCGGAAGGCACUGGGCGCAGUUAUGUCUGUGGUCGGCAUCGACUUGGGCUUCCUCAACUGCUAUGUCGCGGUGGCGCGGAGCGGCGGCAUCGAGACCAUCGCCAAUGAGUACAGCGACCGCUGCACCCCAGCUUGUAUAUCUCUAGGAUCCAAAACCCGGGCCAUAGGAAAUGCAGCAAAAAGCCAGAUUGUCACAAAUGUAAAGAAUACAUUACAUGGCUUCAAAAAAAUGCAUGGAAGAGCAUUUGAUGAUCCCUACAUACAAGGUGAAAGAGUCAAACUUCCCUAUGAACUUCAAAAGAUGCCAAAUGGGAGUGUAGGUCUGAAGGUGCGAUACCUAGAUGAAGAGAGACCAUUUGCAAUUGAACAGGUUACAGGAAUGCUUUUGGCCAAGCUUAAAGAGACUUCAGAAAGCGCACUAAAAAAACCAGUGGCAGACUGUGUGAUUUCAGUCCCUAGUUUCUUCACUGAUGCUGAGAGAAGGUCUGUAAUAGCAGCUGCGCAGGUUGCAGGUUUAAACUGUCUGAGGCUGAUGAAUGAAACUACAGCAGUUGCACUAGCUUAUGGAAUUUAUAAGCAAGAUCUACCAGCCUUGGAGGAGAAACCAAGAAAUAUAGUCUUUGUAGAUAUGGGCCAUUCUGCAUACCAAGUUUCAGUUUGUGCUUUUAACAAAGGAAAACUGAAGAUCUUGGCUACUGCUUUUGACCCUUUUUUGGGUGGCAGAAACUUUGACGAGGCUUUAGUAGAUUACUUCUGUGGGGAAUUCAGGACAAAAUAUAAACUGAACGUGAAAGAGAAUGCUCGGGCACUGCUGCGCUUGUAUCAGGAAAGUGAAAAACUGAAGAAACUUAUGAGUGCAAACGCUUCUGACCUCCCACUCAACAUUGAGUGCUUCAUGGAUGACCUUGAUGUCUCCAGUAAGAUGAACAGAGCUCAGUUUGAACAGUUAUGUUCUCCUCUCCUAGCUAAAGUGGAACCUCCUCUAAGAACAGUAAUGGAUCAAGCUAAACUACAGCGUGAAGACAUAAGCAGUAUAGAAAUUGUAGGUGGAGCCACUAGAAUCCCAGCAGUGAAGGAACAAAUAACUAGGUUCUUCGGUAAAGAUAUAAGCACUACGUUGAAUGCAGAUGAAGCUGUCGCAAGAGGUUGCGCAUUACAGUGUGCAAUUCUCUCCCCAGCAUUUAAAGUGCGUGAGUUUUCGAUCACCGAUGUUAUUCCUUAUUCAAUAACUCUAAGAUGGAAGUCCUCUUAUGAGGAAGGAACUGGAGAAUGUGAAGUUUUCAGUAAGAACCAUGCUGCUCCAUUUUCAAAAGUUAUUACUUUCCACAAGAAGGAACCUUUUGAUCUGGAAGCAUAUUAUACCCAUCCAAACGAAAUACCUUAUCCUGAACCCAGAAUAGGGCGUUUCGCUAUUCAGAAUGUUGGUCCUCAGUAUGACGGUGACAAUUCCAAAGUAAAGGUUAAAGUACGUGUCAAUGUACAUGGAAUCUUCAGUGUGGCUAAUGCAUCAGUAAUAGAGAAGCAAAAUGUGGAAGGAGAUCACAGUGAUGUACCUAUGGACACAGGAUCAUCAUGUAAGAAUCAAGGCAAAGAUGAUGAGCUGCAAUUCUCUUUCAUAAUUGAGGAUGAUACCCUUGACUCUGAGGAUAAGGAUAAAAUGCAGGUUGACCAAGAGGAAGGUAAUCACAAAAGCCAGGCAGAACAGCCAAGCCAAGCAGAUGAGGAAAGUGAACAACAUGGAGGAACUGAAACAAAGACUGCUUCAGGAGACAAGCCAGAUCAUCUGGCUCAGCCUGUUAAAGCUAAAGCGAAGAUCAAAAGUAUUGAACUACCUAUCCAGGCUAGUCUGUAUAAACAGUUGGGGCAGGACCUUAUCAAUAGCUACAUAGAAAAUGAGGGGAAGAUGAUGAUGCAAGACAAGCUAGAGAAAGAAAGAAAUGAUGCUAAGAAUGCUGUUGAAGAGUAUGUGUAUGAUUUCAGAGACAAGCUGUGUGGUGUCUUCGAAAAAUUCGUCACCGAGGAAGAGUCCAGUAAACUGACCUUAAUGUUGGAAGAUACAGAAAACUGGCUUUAUGAAGAUGGGGAGGACCAACCAAAACAAGUAUAUAUGGACAAACUUCAGGAAUUAAGAAAAUUUGGUCAGCCUAUUCAGGAAAGGUUCAUGGAACAUGAAGAGAGACCAAAAGCUUUAAAUGACCUGGGAAAGAAGGUCCAGCUUCUAAUGAAAGCAGUAGAAGCAUUCAAAAAUAAGGAUGAAAAAUAUGAUCAUCUUGAUCCUGCUGAGAUGGAGAAAGUUGAAAAGUGUAUCAGUGAAGCCAUGAAUUGGUUGAACACCAAAAUGAAUGCCCAGAAUAAACUAAGUCUGACUCAGGAUCCAGUUGUGAAGGUGGCAGAAAUACUAGCAAAAUCUAAGGAAUUGGAUAGUUUCUGUAACCCUGUUAUUUACAAGCCUAAGCCAAGGAUGGAGCCCCCAAGUGAAGCUCAAACAAAAGCCAAUGGUGAACACAACGGACCAGUGAAUGGACAGAGUGGUGCUGAAACAAAACCAGAUCCAGCAAAGGACAAUUUUCAGCAGACCAAACCAUCUGGAGAAAUGGAAGUGGACUAAAUUUUACAUAUUUCUUUCACUUAAUUAAAAUAGUGCAAGUAACUACAGGGUCCAUUCUUCUUUUAUGUCUGGUACCACUACAGCUGUUCAGUUAUUCUUAGCCAACUUUCUGUCCUUUGUUCUUUGCAGUAGUUUUGAAUGUGUUUUAUAUUGAGUACCCUCCAAUGUUCAUUUCCAUUGAUCCUGCUUAUGUGGAGCUUUAGCCGAAUGUAGAUUGUAAAAGUCAGUUUAAGCUUUCCCAAUAUAUUUUAUAUCAAACAUACAGAAUUGAUAUAUAAAUAGCAACAAUCUACCUUAUUUAAAGCUUUUAUUGUGGAUAAACCUCAGUUCCUUUAAUCAGAAAAGGACACUGUAUUGCACUACUGAUGCUGAAGUGUAGAUUUAAUUGCAUCUUUAUUUUGGAAAAAUAUUGGAAUUGAAGUGGUGUAAAUAUUGCCACUUGAACCACUGACCUUUUUUCUAGUUAUUGUACUGUUAUUUAAAUAUUAAAAUAGAGGCUAGCUAGUAUACUAGUUCAUCUUGUUGAUGAGAACUGUAAGGUCUUUAUAUUUUUUCAUAUAAAACAUUCAAGCUUAGAGAGAAUUUUCUUAAUUUGAGAAUUAAGAACAAACAAUUAUAAAAUACUGGUAAAUUGGCUUUGUCAUUUGUUCAAAAUAAUAUUCUUGGUUGGCCUCUUCAUACACUUGCACCAAAUGUACCUGUGCUCAUGGUAGACUGAUAGAGUUACAGUAGUACAUAGAAUUUGCAAGGACUAACUUUAUCUUACACUUUCAAAAGAAACAUUGAUUUUUUUUUUUAUUUGCACUUGUUACAUCUGGUUUUAUUGGCUAGAUUUCCCAUCACUUAAAACCAAUACAUGUUUUCUCAAACAGCACAUCUUUGUACACCAUUACAGAGAAAUAGGUUAAAAAAACCCAAAACCCUAAUAUUGUUUCAUAAACUGGCUUUUAGCAUAUUUAAUUCUAAGGUGUGGAUUUAAAUCCUUUACAUUACUGAAAAUUCGAAAUGAAAGAAGGGACUAUUUACACUAUAAUUGGCAAAUGAUCCUUAUGAUGAGGGAUGUUAAUGUGUUAAACAGGCAGUAAGUACACCAAUUAUGUGUGGGGAGCUGAAUCAUUCCUGCCAAAUGUAAGCUGUUGCAGAAGUGUUGAGAAACCAAGGUUUAUUUCAAAUCUAUAUUUGAGUUAAACCUAGAUAAUAUGUAAAUUUUACAUUAUAAAAUCUCCAACUGAUAUUGGACAAGGCUGUAGAUUUUUUACUAUAAUUAAAAAAUGGCAUCACUAUCAAAACACUCAUAAUGAAGACGACUUACAAUGGGCAAUCAUAUGAUUUGCUUUCACACCUUGUCUUGUCGAGCUAACAGGCUAGUGGGGAAAAAUUCUAAUCUUAAACUGUUUCCUAGGUUAGUGUAAAAAAGUGUAAUUUGAAACAGGAGUAAUAUGUUUUGAAUCAGUCUUUGGUGACUCCUUUCCUUAAAUUUUCUUAAGAAAUUCUGACAUGGUUAGAUAGUCACUGGCAUACGCAGUAGUGUUGUAUAGAGUUGGCACUCAAGGAAGUGCAGGUGGUGUAGCACUUUCUAGAAAAACUAUGACAAAAUCCCUACUAGGGACUGAGAUGAGACCAUAAAAUGUUAUCAGCUUGUAGUCAAGCCUAGCUCCAAAUAGUACAUUAAACCAUUUUGCCACCUCAUCCCAUUGUUUUUUAUCACACAUUCCAAAAGUAAGUUGUUCGGUGUCUUUAUUCUGUUUUAAGCUUGUUACUGCUGUGGAUUGACUCUAAGCAAAGAUGUAAACAAAUGUCAGGCUUUUUCAGCUCUUAGUGCAAGUGCUUACAUUCCAUCAGUAUAUUAAUGAAGACUGUACCCUAGACUGUGUAAUAUGACUGCAGUUCUUUCAGAGGAAAGAUGUCUUUUGUAGGAUUUGAUAGUUUAUAUGGUCUUGACAAACUAUAGAACAGAAGACAAAUACUAUCUUCAACCUAAAAACAAGAUCAAUUACAUAAAUAUGUACUGCCAUAUAAAUCACAGCAAUAAUAAAAAUGUUGAUGUAAUACAAAAGGCUGACACUAACUAGUUAGCCUUUUGUUUUUAGAGACAUGUAGUUUUCUGCAUUAACGAUGUUAGUGGUGACCAAAAACAAUCUGGGAUCCUGAAUCAUGGUCACUUUGCCAUUUUUCUCUUUCAGACUUCAUAAAUUCAGACCUUUAAUUGCAAAAUCUUUUUCUCUCCCUCCCCCAAUGAAAAAAAUUGACCUUAUUUAAAAUUUUAGCUAUCCUUAUGAAAUAGGAUUUAAAGUAGUUUUUCCACACUUUCUAAUGUUCAGAGUUUUUUUCCCCCCUAUAGCUACAGUACAGCCUGUUAAGUUAACAAAUGUAUGACUACAUCGUUCAGUCUUACAUCCCACUAGUAUCUGGCAUGGCCUAGUAUUCCAAACUGCUCGUAAGCAGGUAUUCAUAAAACAUACACUCAGAUGUAACCCAAUGUCACAAUCAGCUACAAUAUGUUACCUCCAAGUUAAUUUCAUUAUAUUCAAAAGUUAUCUGUUAGGAGAGGCUUUGAGACACAGUAGCAAAAUAGAUGCUGUAGAAAUAUUUGCAUGGUUUCCAAAUUGGUUUUAAAAGUUUUUAAAGCAUAAAAGAAAGAGGCACUUAAUAUAUUAAGUAUAAAUGUAAGGACAAUAAAUAUUUGAAGGGUUGUGCAAAAUUAUCUAGAGUAUUCCAAACACUUGUUUACUUACUUGUGUUCUCCCUCAGUCUUUUCUAGGCUUAUGAUGGUAAUGGUUUGCAGAAAAUAAGGAUAUUAUCCAAAAGCCUGUCAACUUCUAGAUUUAUUCCAUGAGUAGUAAUUGGGUUACCAGGAGUUAAAGCUUCCCCCUUCUGACAGUCUUGGGUUAAAACCUGUAGUCCAACUUUGAAAGCUUCAAAAAAGUGUACUGAUAUUAAGAGGCCCUGGUCUAAUAUUCUAGCAGGAAAUCUUACCUGAGCACAAAUUUUGAAAGGUCUUCUUUGAGAUUCAUAGAAUAACUGCUAGUAAUAAAAAAGCCACAAUUUUUCAGAAUCACGUGUGUAUAUAUUGGCACACUUGUCAACCCUGAGAAGAACAAAGGUAUCAUCUUAGGCAAUGUGACACACCAUUAGAAUGAUACACGUGUUUGGGUACACAGUACUAGCAGUAGUGUAUUUAGAAUGUCCUGGCCUUAUGUUUAUGCAAUGAAAGAAGGAGAUGGUUAGAACUUAAAUGCUGGCAUCUUAACCUUGAUAUUUUAGUAGUCCACACAUCUGAGCUGUUUUAGAAGACCCCUUAAGUUUUUUUCCUGCAAGGGAAGAGGCAGAUGCAGCAGUGCCUCUAAGAAUGGCAUGGACUUUCUAGAUCCAGUGGGAGUCUGUUUUAUGGGUAUGGAAAUAGAUGUAUUAAAAAAGUGAACAGAGAGGUUUUCAAGAACCAUCUUGAUUAAAGUUUUAGCUUAAUUCCAUUCAGUAGCUUAAAAUAGUGAAAAAUAAAACUUUACAUACUGGUAAAUAGAACUACAGAGUGAACAUGGUGGAAGGCAGAAUGUGCAGCUCUUCAGUGGGUUGAUCAAAGAAAUCAAGAGCUUUGGUUUACAGUUUAUUGUGGAGUCAUGAAAACAGCUAAUUGACUGAUCAAAAAAUUUUGUAUUGUACUGGCUUUCUUAAUCUAAUCUAGAUUUGCAUCAGUUUUUGAAAUGCACUAGCAAGAAACUCUGCUUCAUAAUCAAACCUGUCCAUUGGUUCAGUAUGCAGGAAUCUUAUUAUAAAUGGACUGAAAACACAUUUUAGAAUUUGUUUCCCUACUUCUGAUUAAACACAAACUGAUUCUACUGCCCUCUUCCUUUGUCUGUCUGUUGACUCUUGCUCAUUUUAGUCUGGCACCAAGGCAAGUUGCUAAAUAGGAUUAAAGAGGCCUUCCUUUCUUUUUCCCAUCUCCAUGAAUUCUCUAAUUGAUAGUUAAAGCAUUGUGCUUCUGUAUAUACCUGAAAUUUACAGAAGGAAAGGUAAGGGUGCUGUAGCAUACUACAGCUGUGGCAACACUUUACACCUCCUUUGAAGUACCAUGUCUGUCUGAAGGUAAUUUAGGUCACCAUUACACAGCCUACAAGGGUGAAGCUGAGAUGCAUCAUCACUGAGACAGAUCUCAACAGCACAUGGGUGCCUGUUACAACUUACAUAUGCAGUGAGGGGUGGUUUGAUACUUAAAAGUGAAAGGAAGUUGCUAGUCUAGCCAUCAACCUGUGGCUUUAGCUGUUACUUUUUCAAACCAUGGUCCAGUGGUUUCCCCUAUAGUCAAUUUAUUUAAUAUAGGCUGAAAAAGUUAAACACCUCCCUGUAUUUCUUCCUCCUAAUAGAGCUCCUCCUUUCUGUUUAGAGCACUUAAUAUCAGAGUAUUUGACUCUGAACAAGACUCAAAUAUUGCAUAUUUUCUCUGUCAUCAUCUUCCCCCCCCUUCCCCAAAUUGUUGAAUGGAAGUCACUGAGCAUGGUCAUUUUAUCUUGAGUUGAACUAACUGCAUGGUCUUACCCAACCCCCACUCCUGCUGUUCCAUCAGAAAAAACCUCCCCUUUUGAUGUUCACAACAUUCUUUUCUGUCACCCUGGCUUUACAGAGCUUGCAAUCUGUACCCUACCCCAAUGUCUUCACAGAUCAACCUUGAACUGUAAAUGUCUAAAAUAGGGUGGGGUUGUGGGAGCAAGUCUGUUGAUCUGCUUCAGAGAAGGCAGCAGAUCUUACAGGACAUAGUUCUAAUUUCAUUCCCAGCAGCCAGGAUAGCUAUGACCUCUGUCCUUCAGCAGGGCUUCUAGCUCCAAAAACCACCACUGAUUAAUUAUUCAAUUAGAUUUCCAUCUUGGAGGAAAUUAAGCACAACUCCUCACUUAUACCUGCUUUGCAUUGUGUGUUAUGUAUCUGACACCUUCCUGAAUAUGUACCUUUUCCCUUCAAUUUUAAGGUAUCCUACCUUGCCUAGGUUUAGGCUUUAAUUUCCAUUUCCUAUUUCAGAGCCGUAGACACCUAUUCAUAAUUAUCUUUACUUUUUACCUCUUCCCCUCCUCCCCAUUUAACAAAUGGACUCAGUCAAAUGAUGGUAAGAGAAUUCCCUGCUUGAAAGGCACUGGAUUAACAGCCCUUUAAACUGAAGUCCCUGUUUAGUUACAGGCAGUGAUAGUGCCUGGCAAGUUUCCUUACACUAUUCUACUGCUUAAUAGCCCUUAACUGAGAGAGAAAUCUUGCUACUUGUAUUUUUAGUACAUUAAACUUUCUAAAGAACUAUGCAUCAAAAUGGUGGUCCUGAAAAUAGAAAACUUGUUACAGAAUAUGGGAAUAAAAAAUCCUAUUACCAGAGGGGUAAAAUGUUGACUAUUCCAGACUUUUCAGUUAAAGGUUAUUUUUCAUGAUACUUUUUCACUUGUGAACACAAGACAGCUAGAGUGUAAAUAUAAACCUUAUAUGCUUUAGAAGAAUAGUAAAGUAAAUGAGUAGAUAGUAAAGAAUAUUGAAUGUUUUGCAGUGAAUACUUUAGGAAGAAUUCCAGGGAUCUGGUCAACAAUGUCCAACAAUCCAACAGUUACAUAAAUGAGUAAAAUAACUAGCAUAAUUACUUUAUAGUUGCAUGUGAUUGUUAAUCUGAAAUACACUGCCUCAUGAAUAUUUUCUACUUGCUUAAGUUUUGUUGCUACACUACGAUUGACCGGAUAUAACCAUUUAAAAAAAAAAAAAAAAAACUGCUUUUUUUGGGUGUCUACCAUGUCAAACAUCUACCAUUGCAUUGCAGAAACCACUGCAAUGUUAUGAUUUGAAGAAUGUAUUUUAAAUUGAAAAUGAAGUCUGAACUAAAUACAACCAGCCACCUAUAUUAAAAGUGCUGAAAAGUUGUAGUUAACUGUGGUUCAUGACAAGUUAAUAGUCAUUGGAUGUUGCAUAUUUGUCAUUUUUGUUUAUGUAUUCUAAACAUAUCUUCAGAAGGCAGGGGGACUGUGUGAAACUUGAAUAGACUUACAGCAGUGUUAAAGUAUGGAAAAUGUUUACUAUGUAUGUAAAUUACAUCUUUAUAUUAGUGAUUGAUCAUGUGCAAAUUGACAAAUACUUCAAUUUAUUUUCGAAUGGCAACUCAGAUUAAUGUUGUGUAUAAUUUAUAAUAAAUAUAUAUAAACCUGCUACUUGAACCAUAAUCAAGCCCCCCCCCGAGCAUUUUUUUUUUUUUAAAUAGUGAACCUUUCUGCCAUUCCCUUGCAUAAUGGAAGUAGCUAUUCCCAGGAUUAAUGCUGAUUAGAAACGUUAAAGGAUUCAGUUUAACAGUGUUUAUAAUACAAAGUCAAAAAAGAUGUAGUGAAACAAAAUAGGAUAUUUCAGAUUUUGUGCAGUUGAAAGUUUAAAACAGUAACCCUUAUGUUGGCUACAUUCUGAUGGGAGUUUUCAAAUGUGCUGAAAAAAAUGCAAGCCAUUUUGAAGAGCUAACCUGUACAGCAGAAUAAUUAAGAUACUGUAUUUAGACUAAAGUGACUCUCAAUCCAUCUGUAUUUUCUACUACAGGGGUCAGCAACCUUUCAGAAGUGGUGUGCAGAGUCUUCAUUUAUUCACUCUAAGGUUUCAUGUGCUAGUAAUACAUUAAUGUUUUUAGAACGUCUUUCUAUAAGUCUAUACUAUAACUCAACUAGUGUUGUAUGUAAAAUAAAUAAGGUUUUUAAAAUG
Molecule: messenger RNA, 9425 nt
Organism: Malaclemys terrapin pileata
Lineage: Eukaryota; Metazoa; Chordata; Testudines; Emydidae
Gene: HSPA4L
Product: heat shock protein family A (Hsp70) member 4 like
Exons: 20
Coding region: 141-2726 (861 amino acids)
Biological process (GO): protein folding
Cellular component (GO): cytosol; nucleus
Molecular function (GO): ATP binding; ATP-dependent protein folding chaperone
Source: RefSeq, a predicted model, not a curated record